AUGAGCGAAGGAGAGAUCGCCUACAAGCACAUCACCGUCAGAAAGGUGGCGUACCUCACUGUCAUCCAACCUUGGACCCUGACCUUUACUGAACCGCUCGUAUUCCUCCUCCACACAUGGGUGGCGCUGAUCUUCGGCCUCUUGUUCAUCUGGCUCACGUCGUUCCCAUUGGUGUUCGAAGGAGUCUACGGGUUAACCCAGGCCAAACCGAAUUGUCGUUCCUCGGUCUUCUUGUCGGAGCGCUUCUCUACAUUCUCCCAUUCGUCUGGUACGAUCGUGGAGAUCAUGUCCAUAAUCGGCACAUGCUUCUUCGCCAUCGGCGCCCUGAUCAUCGCCAAUGCCGUCCUGAUCUAUCUCCGCGACGCAUUCCCGUCGGAAAUCCCGUCCGUCAUGGCCCGUUCCGCAUUCAUGCGCUUCUCAUUCGGUGCGGCCUUCCCCCUGUUCGCGCCGGCCCUGUAUCACAACCUCGGGAUCCACUGGGAAAGCAGUCUGCUGGGAUUUCUAGGGCUAGCAUAG
Cladophialophora bantiana CBS 173.52 is the source of this 516-nucleotide messenger RNA. RefSeq lists its product as uncharacterized. Bases 1 to 516 code for a protein of 171 amino acids. Gene Ontology annotation, molecular function: fluconazole transmembrane transporter activity. NCBI's taxonomy places the organism in Eukaryota, Fungi, Ascomycota, Eurotiomycetes, Chaetothyriales, Herpotrichiellaceae. The transcript is spliced from 2 exons. The record is from RefSeq and is a predicted model, not a curated record. Gene Ontology annotation, biological process: xenobiotic detoxification by transmembrane export across the plasma membrane.